ACCACGAUGCCUCCCCGAAUACCGUUUCUCAGCACAGCGUCGUGCUGCCGAGUCGCCGUCAACACUCCCGCCGCUUCAUUGACAGCCUGUCUCGCCAGACUCACCCUCCAGCAGACCCAAACCCGUAAUGCUUCGAUCCUAGGCAGCCUGGCCAACAAUGCCGGCGCCAUCAAGAACAGAAAACGAGUCGGUCGCGGUCCCUCCUCGGGCCACGGCAAGACUUCCGGACGAGGCCACAAGGGUCAAAAACAGCAUGGAAAGGUCAAGCCCUGGUUCCAGGGUGGCCAGACACCUUUGAUUGUGAAGCACGGCCGGAAGGGUUUCGACAACUUCCGAGCGCCCAAGAUCUCCGAGGUGAACCUGGACCAGAUCCAGAACUGGAUCGACCAAGGCCGACUCGACCCCUCCAAGCAAAUCACGCCAAAGGAGCUGAUCGAAAGCAAGCUGAUUGGCAGCGUCAAAGACGGCGUCAAGAUUCUCUCUCGCGGCGACGAGAUUCUCAGACAACCCAUCAACGUCAUGGUGUCAAGAGUCUCAGCAGGCGCAAUUGCUGCCAUUGAAGCCGCAGGAGGCAAGGUUCUCACCAGAUACUACACGAGACUGGCCAUUCAGCGACUGCUUACCGGCGAGUCUGUCAACACCGACCGGCCCCUACCAGUUGGCCCCGAGCAUGUGGAGUCAAUCUUGGCGGAGGCGAGAAAGGGCCCAUUCCGAUACAGAUUACCGGACCCUACGAGCCGUGCCGACAUCGAGUACUACCGAGACCCUGCGCACAGGGGAUACCUAAGCCAGCAGGUUGCUCCAGGCCAGUCACCCAGUCUGUACUUUAGGGUGCCUGGUGGCAUAGCAUUCGAAUUGUAUUUUAUUCGUAGAUAUACCCAGGUAGUCAGCUCUUCCAUCGCCUAUCUGCCCUGCAGAUAUGACGGGGCCACGACUCCCAGCAGUCUAGCUUCUCCAACGUCUAUACUACACUCGGCGUCUCACACCCCCCGCGAGCAACCGACUCUCUCGCCUCUUGCUGUCUGGCUUCUCGUCCGUCUUCUUUUUGCCCUCUCCAUCCUCGGAAGAGACACACGCGAGCUUCGACAUCCACCACCGGCCGGCCAUCGCAGCAUGUCGCUCUUUGGAGACGAGCCCAGCGACAGUGGCCCAACCACGGGCUCGCCGCCGGGCCCUCGAGGCGGCCUUUUCGACGACGAACCUGCGUCGGGCCGCAACUCGUCCAGCCUCUUCGACGACAACAGCGGCGCCUCGUCGCCCUGGGACAUGCCCACGCCGCGCAAGCAGCGCAGCCGCUCCGAGAUGAUCCGCAGCCUGCUGCCGGCCGAGGACGUGCCCGAGAGCUACGCCGGGGCCUUUGACGCCGUCGUGGGCGAGGACGGCCGAGACGGCCAGGUCACGGCCGCCGGCAUCGCCAAGCUGUUUGCCGUGGCGAGGCUGGAUGCCGAUGCCCAGGCGCGCAUCAUGGCGCUGGUGGCUCCUGGCCAAGGGUCCGACGUCUUGCUGUCGCGCAACGAGUUCAACGUGGUGCUCGCGCUGAUUGGCCUGGCGCAAGAGGGCGACAUCAUCAGCCUCGACGGAGUGGAUGAGCGCCGACGAAACAUACCUCAGCCCAACCUACCAGGACUUACCGCCGAACCCAUCAUGCCUCCCAUCAGUGAACUUGCGGCGAAACCACCACAGGUCCCUUCCAAACAUGGGCCAGAAUCCGAGCCGUACAAGCCUGAGCCUCAACCCCAGCCACAGCCGCAGCCGCAGCUUCCCGCGGAACCACAGCCCGAGCCUGAGCUUCCGCCGCCUCCUUCAAGCGUCCUUACCAGAUCAACCUUGGUUGACCCCGAAGACGAUCCGUGGAACGCGCCAGACCUGCACAAGGGCCAUUCCCAUUCCCGUUCAAACGGUUCGGAGAAUCACACCCCUGCGGUCACUGGACACGACCACGAUUUCAGCCAGCAUGCGCCUCCAUCGUACGAUCCACGUCUCACAACCAACAACUACAGUGCUCCGCCCGAGAACGCCCGCCCAUCCAACCGCCCAAGGCAAGCCUCGAGCAGCUCUUUGACUGGCCAAGGCGGCUGGGGAGCUGGUUUCUAUGGCAGCUCACCUGGUGGUGGCUUCAACGAUAUGCCGCCUCAGGGUCAAAACCCACCGAUGCCCACUAUGCAGAACCUAUUUGGAACAGAUGGCGCUGAUUCAGGGCCUGGAGCGCCGCCUACCAUGGCACUACCCCGAAGCCUGGGCGGCCGCGUAGGUAACAACGCAGAGGAAAACGUCGUCGUAACGCUCAUGCCAGGAAAGGAGGGUAUCUUCAUGUUUCAGCACCACAACUACGAGGUUACGAGCCAUCGACGAGGGAGCAAAGUCGUUCGCCGGUACAGCGACUUUGUCUGGCUGUUGGACUGCUUGCACAAGAGAUAUCCGUUUAGGAUGCUGCCGCUGCUGCCUCCCAAGCGUGUGGCUGUCAAUGGCAAUCAUCUGUCCAACGACGGCGCCUUUAUUGAAAAACGACGACGAGGGCUGGCUAGAUUCCUAAACGCUCUCGUACGCCAUCCAGUUCUGAGCCAAGAGCAGCUGGUCGUCAUGUUCUUGACUGUUCCUACAGAACUUGCCGUAUGGCGAAAGCAAGCAAACCUUUCUGUCCAAGACGAAUUCUCCGAUCGAGUACUGCCCCCCCAUCUGGAAGAUUCACUUCCGCCAACUCUGGAGGAUCUCUUCACCCGAACAAGCAAUGGAGUUCGUCGUUCUUCCGAGCUGUACAUUACUUCCUGCAACAUCAUGGAUCGUCUCGUCAAAAGAACAGAGGGUGUCGCAGCGGAUCAUGCGCGGGUUGCCAUGUCGCUCAUUUCGCUCACCGAAGCUUCUGCCGAUACCUACGCCACUGAUACGAGCGAGGUUGCGCUGCUCAACGACGGUUUGACAGCAAUGAGCAGGCAUUUGAGUAAUUGCCAGACUCUACUCGAAGACGAAAGCCGGGGAUGGGAAGAAGGCGUGCUUGAGGAUCUGAAGCGACAGCGAGAUGCUCUGGUCAGCCUCCGCGAGCUGUUUGAGCGAAGAGAGCGGUUGGACAAGGACAACAUCCCAUAUCUGGAAAAAAGAAUACAGGCCAAUGAGGCCAAGCUGGACAACUUGCGAUCCAAGUCAGAGGGUCUCGUCAAGCCGGGGGAGAUUGAAAAGGUGGCAGAGGCCAUCAUCAAGGACAAGGAGUCUAUUGUGCAACAGCACAGCCGUUCCAUCUUCGUCAAGGAGUGUCUCCGAGACGAGCUCAUCACUUUCCAGUCAACCCAGUACCACGUCAGCAAAUGGAACCAAGACUGGGCUGGCGAGCGCGUCAAAUAUGCGGAGAUGCUGGCGGAUAACUGGCGCCGCCUAUUAGAUGCUCUGGAGGGCAUGCCUCUGGGCGAUUAAACGCGCUGAAUAUGAGGGGGGGACGAACUACAUGUCUAUAUGUAUAUACGUGUCCAUGCAUUGAUAUAGGAUAGCGAGGGAGAGCAGAUGUGCAAAGUUUUAUGAGACUGGUUUGAUUGAUUGGUUUUAGAGAAGGCGGCAGUCGAGGACGAUACCCUUCGAUUUCUUUUUUUACUUUUACUUGUUCUCAUUUGUUUUUGCUUUACGUACCUGUAUGAAGCUUGAAAACGAAUUCCCUUUCUUGCCCCCUUUUUUUCCUACGUUGAGCGGGUGAAGGGUCUUGAUAAUUCCCAUCUUUUGUCAUGCUAUCAUAAAGCGAACUGUCUUGAGCAUUCCAUCUUUCAUUAUAUUUCCCUUGAUACAAGUUGUUCAACGCAAACUGAGUGAAGACGCUUACCAUCCGUCUGUUACAGCUCCGUGGCUCGCGUCGCCUACCAACCGCGCAUACUUGGCCAGCACGCCUCUCUUGAUCUUUGGUUCUGGCGGCGUCCACUUCUUCCUUCGCUCUUCCAUCUCCUCGUCUGAUAUGGCAACGUCGAUUCUAUUCGACUCAGCGUCGAUGGUGAUUUCAUCUCCGUCCUGGACCAACGCAAUCGGCCCUCCUACCACUGCCUCGGGCGUUACGUGGCCCACGAUGAAGCCGUGAGAGGCACCGCUGUACCGACCGUCCGUCACGAGCGCAACGUUGCUCAAUCCCGCGCCCAUGAUGAUUGCCGACGCUCGCAGCUGCUCCGGCAUGCCUGGGCCGCCCUUGGGUCCCUCGUACCGCACAAUCAGCACGAGGUUGCCGUCGUCGCGCUUGAUCUGGCCCUUUGUCAGGGCAGUGUUGAGCUCGUGCUCCUUGUUGAACACGCGGGCCUUGCCGGUGAAGGAGAGGCCCUCCUUGCCGGUGAUUUUGGCC
Molecule: messenger RNA, 4306 nt
Organism: Trichoderma atroviride IMI 206040
Lineage: Eukaryota; Fungi; Ascomycota; Sordariomycetes; Hypocreales; Hypocreaceae
Source: RefSeq, a predicted model, not a curated record